CUUCAAAGUAUUUCUCCCAGCAAGUUUUCCAAAUGUCAAAUUGUGUUUUUGACUGGUGCAUAAAUAAAUAUUACGCUUAAAAACAGCAAAACACACGUUGCUCUCUACCUGUGUUAACAAAUACUUAAUCAGCGUUAUUCGCUCACGCAGUGAACACCGAAGAACCGUUAUCCUUCAUCCUUGUUUGGAGGUGGACGAAUGCACGCACUUUACGACCGUUUAUUGUGGAAAUGUCAACUGUAGAAAGCAGCAACAAUUCGUGCUAAUGUGUAUUGCUUCCUGGACAGGACUCGUCCGUGAUGUUCGCACGACCGCUCGGUUUCCAAGUAUAAUGUAAAAUGUUAAAUUUCUUCAAAAAACCAGGUCGCAGGAGUAAAGAGAGCCCUGAGUACGAUGUAGCCAGUCCCACAGAGAAACCCUACGAUCCAAGCAGGUGCCAAAGUUUGGGCCCGUUUGGCCCAUUGGCUGUGUUCGAGGAUGAAGGGCUUGACCUAACUGAGCUGGAAACUAAGGAUAAAUCGCGGCUCUCGAAAACCCUAAGCGAUGUGCUCGUGGAUAAAUCUGCUUUAGGAUAUUUCAUCCAGUUCAUGGAAAAUAGGAAUUCUCUGCAUUUCAUCCGAUGUUGGCUGGAUAUUGAAAAUUUCCAAACGGCUAUCCAGCAGCACGAAGAUACGGCCAAGGAUAUGAACAACCUGUCUUCAUUCAGUACAAAGAUCGAGCACGAUAGUUUAUCGGUGAGCACGGAUUGCGACUCUUAUACUGCGGACUCGACGAGCAUCUGUGACUUCAGCGACGCGAAGACCGACAGAAGUAGAGUAGAUUUAGUGAAUAAUUGUGAUAUUGAAACGGCUAGUCUUAAGCUAAAUGAGCGGGAGCACCAGCUCGGAAAGAUCAUGCAGGAGUUCACCGACGACGCGCUGAGGAUCUUCAAGAAGUACAUAGCCCUGGAGGCUCCGGAGAAGGUGAACUGUCCCGAUAAUAUACGGAAUCAAAUCGUGGAGAACAUCUGCUCCACGGACAACAAACUGAUAUCCUCCAAUUGCUUCAAGGAUAUCCAAAGCUUCGUUUUUGGUAUUUUGGAGAAGGAGUAUUUCGAGGCGUUUUUGAGCAGCGAUUACUUCUGCAAGUAUCAAAUAGAUGUUCUGACGAGCGGUAACGUCGUUUUGGAGGAUAUACUUUACAAUGAAACGGCUCUCUUUUACUUCAUGGAAUUCCUCGAGCAGGAAAGUUACCGGUCUUUGCUGGAGUUCUGGUUGGCGGCGAGCAAUUUCCACCAGCAGCUGCACGAUCAGAAGGACUUCUUCGAUCCCAUCGAGGCUCAGAAUGAUGCAGUCAUACUUUACGAUAAGUACUUUUCGCUGCAGGCUCACUGCCCUUUAGGCUUCGGCGAUAAGAUUAGGUUCGCUGUUGAGCAGAACAUUUGCGGAGAGAAUGGUUUGAUGCAUGACUGCUUCCAUUUACCGCUGAAAAUCAUCGAGCAGGUCCUAGACAAGCAUUAUCUGAAACCCUUCCUAGCCUCCCAGCUCUACUACAAGUACUUAUCGGAGUUGAUAAACACGGUGCAAAGUGUCGGCUAUUGCAUCUACGGUCGCACGAAGAGCAUAUCCUCGGAGUGCGGAAGCGAGAAGAGCUUCAGCACUACGAGCACUUUUUUAGCCCUAGAGAACCCCAAUAAAUUUAAGAAACGCGACAAGCAGACCGAUAUGAACAUAGACACGCGACAACUGUAUGAUCCCGAUUCUCUAUGGAAGCGAAAGAAAUAUCAUCGAUUGUCUUUCGGUAGGGUUACGGAUAUGGGGAAGUUCGUGAAGGAUUUCGAGCCUGAGCCCGACAAGCGGGGUGAGUCUAAGCUGAAGAACGUUGUAAGGAAGUUUGUGAACUUGGAGGAGGAUAAGAAGAAAGAGGAACUCGCAUGGCAGGUGGCCGAGAUGAUAGUCAAGGACAUUACUAGUAUUACCUUGAACGAGCAGAAGACUUGAUUGGGUUUUUAUACCUUCGUGUACGUAACAUUUUGGAUUUAAUACGGCAUUACAACAUGAACAAAACUGUUUGUUGCGUUCGUCUCUCUAUCACUUGUGUCUGAUGAUGAUGCACAGCCGUCGUUGGUAUCUCUCUAUUUGAAAGGCUUUAUCGAUUUAGUAUUUAAGUCGCAACGUGUAAAAUUUGUAGAUACAAAUGAUUUUUUAACAUGUAAGAAUGUAAAUUUGUAUAGUGAAGGAA
This is a messenger RNA of Nicrophorus vespilloides, 2220 nucleotides long. RefSeq names its product A-kinase anchor protein 10, mitochondrial (gene pkaap). Gene Ontology annotation, molecular function: protein kinase A binding. Gene Ontology annotation, cellular component: plasma membrane. Bases 339 to 1979 code for a protein of 546 amino acids. Gene Ontology annotation, biological process: intracellular protein localization. Lineage: Eukaryota; Metazoa; Arthropoda; Insecta; Coleoptera; Silphidae. The transcript is spliced from 3 exons. The record is from RefSeq and is a predicted model, not a curated record.